AUGUUCAGUGUUGCAACCGACUUGCUUGCUUUGACUGUCCUUAAGGCUCCCGGAGAGUUUGGUGCCGAUAUUGCCUUCGGUAACUCCCAGCGCUUCGGUGUCCCCAUGGGCUUUGGCGGCCCCCAGGCUGCCUUCUUUGCUUGCACCGAGAAACACAAGCGAAAGAUUCCUGGCCGUAUAGUCGGUGUCUCCAAGGACAGACUUGGAAACCGUGCCUUGCGUCUUGCCCUGCAGACCCGUGAACAGCAUAUUCGUCGCGAGAAGGCUACCAGCAACAUCUGCACUGCUCAGGCACUUCUCGCAAACAUGUCGGCCUUCUACGCAGUGUACCACGGCCCCAAGGGCCUCAAGGCCAUCGCCGAGCGUACCAUGUCUCUCACUGCUCUGCUGAAGGCCAAGCUGAUUGCUCUUGGCUUCAACGUCCCCACCAGGGGUAACGCUGGAGGCGAAGGUGUCGCUUUUGAUACCCUUGUCAUUGAAACUAGCUCUCAGGCUGAAGCCGACUCCCUCAUGGAGGCUGCUCUCGCCUCUUCUCUCUACCUCAGACGUGUCGGUUCGUCCAAGGUUGGCGUCUCCCUUGACGAGACCAUGGGAUUGAAUGAUGUCGAGAAGCUGCUUUCGGUAUUUGUCAAGUUCUCCCCAUACAAGGGCGCUGAAGCCAUCGACCUAUCCAAGGAUGUUCAGCCAGUUGAGAUCCCAGACUCUGUCAAGCGAACCUCUUCUUAUCUCACCCACCCUGUCUUCAACAGCCACCACUCCGAAACCGAGAUGCUUAGAUACAUCCAGCACCUCGGAUCCAAGGAUCUCUCCCUCGCUCACUCCAUGAUCUCUCUUGGCUCUUGCACGAUGAAACUCAACGCUACCACCGAGAUGUUGCCCAUCACCUGGCCAGAGUUCUCCUCCGUUCAUCCUUUCACUCCAGCACCCGCCGUCAAGGGCUACAUCGACAUGAUCGAGGAUCUCGAGAAGCAAUUGGCCAACAUCACCGGUAUGGCUGAAGUUACCAUCCAGCCCAAUUCUGGUGCCCAGGGUGAAUUCGCUGGACUGAAGGCCAUCAAGAAAUACCACGACAGCAACGGCGAUCCUGGAAAGCGUAACAUCUGCUUGAUCCCUGUUUCUGCCCACGGAACUAACCCGGCCAGUGCUGCCAUGGCCGGUAUGCGUGUCGUCCCCGUCAAGUGCGACACUGCAACCGGUAACCUCGACGUUGCUGACCUCCGUGCCAAGUGCGAGAAGCACAAGGACGAACUCGGUGCCAUCAUGAUCACGUACCCAAGCACAUACGGUGUGUUCGAGCCAAGCAUCAAAGAGGUCUGCCAGGUUGUCCACCAGUAUGGUGGCCAAGUGUACAUGGACGGCGCCAACAUGAACGCCCAGAUUGGCCUUUGCUCUCCUGGCGAAAUCGGCGCCGAUGUCUGCCAUCUCAACCUCCACAAGACCUUCUGUAUCCCCCACGGUGGCGGUGGUCCUGGUGUUGGCCCCAUUGGUGUUGCAGAGCAUCUCCGCCCCUUCCUCCCUUCGCACCCUCUCAAUGACCACUUGCUCGCCAAACGCCCCGCAUCCGUGGAUUCUCCACCCAUCAGCGCCGCACCUUUCGGCAGUGCAAGCAUCCUCCCCAUCACAUUCGCAUAUAUCAACAUGAUGGGAGCCAGGGGUCUCACCCACGCAACUAAGAUCACUCUGCUUAAUGCCAACUACAUUCUCUCCAGACUAAAGCCUCAUUUCCCCAUCCUGUAUACUAAUGCCAAUGGUCGAUGCGCUCACGAGUUCAUCCUCGACGUCCGCCAGUUCAAGGCCUCCGCGGGAAUUGAAGCCAUUGACAUUGCCAAGCGAUUGCAAGACUACGGCUUCCACUCGCCAACCAUGUCGUUCCCUGUCGCUAACACUCUUAUGAUUGAACCCACUGAGUCUGAGAGCAAGGCUGAGCUGGACCGGUUCUGCGAUGCCCUUAUCUCCAUCCGUGGAGAGAUCGCUGCCAUCGAGCGAGGUGAACAGCCAAAGGAGAAGAACAUUCUCAAACUUGCUCCCCACACCCAGCGAGAUCUGCUCACUGCCGAGUGGGACCGCCCAUACACUAGAGAGGCCGCUGCAUAUCCUCUCCCUUGGCUGCUAGAGAAGAAAUUCUGGCCUACUGUUGCUAGGGUAGACGAUGCGUUUGGUGACCAGAACCUCUUCUGCACCUGCGGACCUGUGGAAGACGCCACCAACUAG
Messenger RNA from Trichophyton rubrum CBS 118892, 2211 nucleotides. Its product is annotated as glycine dehydrogenase. Lineage: Eukaryota; Fungi; Ascomycota; Eurotiomycetes; Onygenales; Arthrodermataceae. Gene Ontology annotation, biological process: glycine decarboxylation via glycine cleavage system. Gene Ontology annotation, cellular component: glycine cleavage complex; mitochondrion. Gene Ontology annotation, molecular function: pyridoxal phosphate binding; glycine dehydrogenase (decarboxylating) activity; glycine binding. The transcript has 2 exons. Bases 1 to 2211 code for a protein of 736 amino acids. The record is from RefSeq and is a predicted model, not a curated record.